Molecule: messenger RNA, 1131 nt
Organism: Zingiber officinale
Lineage: Eukaryota; Viridiplantae; Streptophyta; Magnoliopsida; Zingiberales; Zingiberaceae
Product: homeobox protein knotted-1-like 3
Exons: 7
Coding region: 161-997 (278 amino acids)
Biological process (GO): regulation of DNA-templated transcription
Cellular component (GO): nucleus
Molecular function (GO): DNA binding
Source: RefSeq, a predicted model, not a curated record
ACACUAAAAGGGAAGCGUGGUUAGCGACCGGUGCAAGCAAAUGAUCGCCAACAACAGUGAUUAAUUACUCGCCAUUCUUUAAUUAUAUAUCAUUAGUUCUGGUAAUCAAACUGUUGAGAGGUUGAAGGCCACAUUGAGCGGCGGCGAGAGGGCGGAGGGUAUGGCGGCGGCGGCGGCGGAGGAGGAGCAGCAGCUCGUGAAGGCGGAGAUGGCGGUGCACCCGCUGUGGGAGCAGCUGCUGGGGGCCCACGUCGGAUGCCUGCGCGUCGCGACGCCCACCGACCACCUCCCGCUCAUCGACGCGCAGCUGGCGCAGUCGCACCACCUCGUACGCUACUACGGAGCUGCCGCCGGCCGCCUCCGUCAUCCGGUGCUAUCCCCCCAAGACAAGCAGGAGCUCGAUGCCUUCUUGGCGCAGUAUGCGAUGCUACUGGGCUCGUUCCGGGAGCAGCUGCAGCAGCACGUACGGGUGCACGCCGUGGAGGCGGUCAUGGCGUGCAGAGAGAUGGAGCAGUCUCUGCGAGUCCUCACAGGAGUGACACUCGAAGAAGGGUCGGGAGCAACUAUGUCGGACGACGAGGAUGAACUCGGGCCGGCGGAUUGCCCCAUGGAUGUGGCGGUGGAGGGGCAUGACAUGGUAGGACUCGGCCCACUUCUUCCCACAGAAUCUGAGAGGUCCCUAAUGGACACAGUACGACAGGGAUUGAAGAUUGAACUGAAACAGGGAUUUAGGUCGAGAAUUGAGGAUGUAAGAGAAGAGAUACUUCGAAAGAGAAGAGCUGGGAAGUUGCCAGGCGACACCACUUCAAUUCUGAAGCAAUGGUGGUUACAAAAUUCUAAAUGGCCAUAUCCAACUGAAGACGACAAAGCUAAAUUAGUCGAGGAGACGGGCUUGCAGCUAAAGCAAAUUAACAAUUGGUUCAUCAAUCAGCGAAAGCGCAAUUGGCACAGCAAUUCUCAAUCAGCAACAACCCUCAAGUCUAAACGCAAAAGGUAACAAAAACAAGAUUAACCAAGAAGAUUCCCAUAACUUGAUGAUGUUCUAUUUACUCUACUAUCGAUUAUGUCUUGAUCUUCAAGGGCAAACUGUAUAAGAAUUCAGUAAUUGAUUUAUCACAUAUAAUUUGAUUC